Messenger RNA from Triplophysa dalaica, 3194 nucleotides. It is a transcript of the gene angel1, whose product is annotated as angel homolog 1 (Drosophila). NCBI's taxonomy places the organism in Eukaryota, Metazoa, Chordata, Actinopteri, Cypriniformes, Nemacheilidae. The transcript is spliced from 10 exons. The record is from RefSeq and is a predicted model, not a curated record. Gene Ontology annotation, molecular function: 3'-5'-RNA exonuclease activity. The coding region runs from base 285 to 2489 and encodes 734 amino acids.
GCAGAAGAUGGCGCCCGCAGCAUUUCCGGCGCACCGAGUGUCCAAAUUUACUCACUCAUUUUCACCCGCUCAUAAAGUGGACUACGUUAGUGAACUAAUGUAGGGAAUAGUGACUGAGGGUAUAGUGGGCGAUUUCGGUCACAGCCUCAAUAAUAUAUAAACGCAUAAAUAAUAAUCAAAAACGUACGCUCUGAUGUACCGGUGCACGGCACGCGCGUGUUGACGUCACGCCGAUGGCGUCACCGCAGCGAGCCCAGCGUCCCUAUCAAAGUUUUAAGUGAAACAUGAUUGCCAGUCUGAUCUACAUCGUGCUGUUUCCUUUGACGAGGCUGAUCGGACGCGUCUCAGGACUGUGGCGGACGACACCGUGUGCGUACAUUAAUGGCAGAGAGGUUGGGGAUGUUUGUGGAGCUCCUUACAGACGGCUUCCGGAGCUUAAGACGGAUCUGUUACAGCACUGCAACCGCACAACGCGCAUCAUUCCCGGCCCAGAAGGCACGGAGAGGGAACACACCUGUGGAAUGGCGCAGGGACAAGCUCCUCCGGACAGCGAGGAGACGGUAGGUGAAACGCAGAGGAGGCGAGAGGACGAGCUGGAUGAGGAGGUGAUGUGUGACGACACGCAAUCAGUGACGGAGGAGAACACCAGUGAACACAAGUGCCGCUCAGAACUGGCGGAGGGUUUGGAGGACAUCAAUGAUGUGGCUUUGAUGGCAACAGAAGCUGAGAUCACAGCAUCAUCAGUGGACGGUUGUGAGGAAAUAACUAGCGACUGUGCCGCCGUGGUCAAUUUCAUCCAAGAGCCUCCGCACAGCCUGGAUGACACGACCUCAGCCGAGAGCGAACCGGACCAUGCUGUUGUGAGCAGCGGGUCUCUGGAUCUAACAGCAAAACUUCACGUAAGUGAUGAAGGAACGGAUGCGACUGCUGAAACAGACUCCCACAUGCGUGAAGAUGAUGAUGAUGAAGAAGAACAUCCCAGGGCUUGUUACUCUGAAAGUGAAGCUCAGUUCAUGACCAGCCAUCCCGUGUUUGAUUUGAGGGCGCUACUUGUGGAUUCUCACGGCAUUCAGACAGCAAAAGAGCCCAUCGGUUGGCAUUUUCCAACAGGUUUGGGACUGUCAGACGUGUGUUUUUGCCCUUAUGUGCAGUUUCCGGCACUCAGCUACUAUCCUGCGUUUCAAGACGAUAACAAUAUUGAAGUGACGUGGAGGCUAUGGGAGGACCUGAGUGAAGCCUGUGGUGAGCCGUGUGUGGACCUCUUUGAAUUCAGCAUCAUGUCUUACAACAUUCUGGCUCAGGAUCUGCUGGAGGCUCAUCCAGAACUCUACACACACUGUCAGGGGGAGAUGUUGGUGUGGGAAUACAGAUUUCAUCUCCUCCUGCGGGAGCUGCGCGUCUGGAUGCCUGAUAUUCUGUGUCUUCAAGAAGUUCAGGAGAAUCACUUUCAGGAGCAGAUGUAUUCUGUCCUUAUUGAGAUGGGAUACACCUGCAUCUAUAAGCGACGCACCGGUAGCAGAACGGACGGCUGCGCUUUGUGUUACCAGAGCGAGCGUUUUACUCAACUCUCCGUCAACCUGCUUGAGUUUUACCGACCCGACUGCGAGCUGCUGAACCGUGACAACGUGGGCAUUGUGUUGCUCCUUCAGCCAAUCACAGAGCAGGGGGAAGCUCUCAGUCCCAUAUGUGUGGCAAACACGCACCUGCUGUUUAACCCCAGGAGAGGUGACGUGAAGCUGGCACAGCUGGCCAUCGUGUUGGCUGAGAUUGACAUGAUGAUGAAGAAAUGUGAAAGUCAAGGUAGAAGUUGUGAGGUUGUUCUGUGUGGAGAUUUUAACGCAUUACCCAACUCACUUCUGCUGAAGUUCAUCACCAGCGGGGAGCUCUACUACCUUGGCUUACCUGCCUGGAUGGUUUCAGGUCAGGUGGAUUUGUCUAGUAAAUUUCAUCAAAGUAGGAUUUUCGAGCCGCUGUGGCCGGACAAACUCGGCAUCAAUGAAAACUGUCAGUAUGCGGUUUAUUCUGACCCGAGGACCAGCGGCCCAGAGAAAUUGCAGUACAGUCAUGAUUUUCUUCGCCGGCUGCAAUUCUGUCAGGCGUCAUGUGUGCGACCACCAGACUUGGACUUUAUACCUGGAGUCACAGACAAUACACCAGACCCUGACGAGAUCCACAUGUUAAGUUUCAGGUUCAGACACACUUUAUUUCACGGUCUGAAACUGACGUCAGCCUACCCUCACACCCAUCUCAUCACUCACAACUGUGUGCUCACCACACUGAACUCAGAGGGAGGAGCCAUGGUGGACUACAUCUUCUACUCCACUCCGACACACGACGCUGCUCACGUGAAAGAGAGAGGUGGUGGUUUGAAGCUACUCGGUCGUCUGUCAUUGCUGUCUGAAGAUCUUCUCUUGUCACUCAAAGGACUUCCCAAUGAAACGUUUCCUUCGGACCACCUCAGCCUACUCGCCAAAUUUCAGCUCUCUUGAGUAUUUCUCCGCUCUGUUAAAUAUUUUCUGGCUCUGUUGAGUACUCAAUGGCUGAUUUCUGCCUAGUAUGUCUUUACCCUGCUGAGUAUUGCUGGACAUGUUUGAGUUUUCACUGCACUUUUGAGUAUUUGUCUUCACUCUGCGGUAUUUCUUGACAUUUAUUUCUCUGCACUUUUGUGUACCUCUUGACUCUUUUGAGUACGUUUCGGCUGUGUUGGGUAUUUAUCUGCUCUGAUUAGUAUUACUCAUUAUUUUGAUGAGGAUUCUCUGUUACGCUUAGUAUUUUGUGGCUUUGCUGCCUAUUUCUCAGCAUUUUUGACCAUGUCUUGGCUCUGCUGAGUAUUUCUUUGCACUUAAGUAUUUUUCACCUCUGUUGGUUAUUUGAUGGUUAAGAACCAUGGUUAAGUGUGUAUGUCACACACUAAAUACAGUCAACACCUCUGAUUGUAGUUGACUUUAGUAUUUGGUGAUUGUUAUUUUUAGAUUUAAACCAGUGAUUCAUUACUAGAUUACGAGAGAUUUAUUUCACAUCCUUUUGUUUUAUUUGCAAUACUGGAAAAUGUAAGCAAACCGUAUGUACAUCUUUUUUUAUGAAAAUGCGGUAAUGGUCCAUUUGCUCAUUUUUGUGUUGAAUUAUUCUGAACAUUGUUGUUUUCACUUUGAAUUUCUAUUGUAAAUGGAGCAAAAUAAAUGACUUCAUGUCUG